GAAAAAAUUUUAAAAAGUUUCUCCGAUUUUUAAAACUACUGCCCCCCAAGAGCCUCGAUAAAAUAACCGUUGCAUGCCUAUUUGCAAUGGUAGAAAACAUUUUUUUGCAAGGACACAUCUUCAUGUCCUUCUAUCCAUUAAGAGAAAAAUUAAUGUUUCACUCAGCUUGUUGUUCUCCCCGAUAAGAACAUGUUACAUAUUGAGUGAAUGGGUAGUAAAGAAAAGAUGGACGAUAUCGAUUAGUUUUUCAAUUGUAAUUCAAUAUAUGUAAUAAAAAUUAUUUGUAAUUGUUGUUAUUUUUAGAGUAGGUUGGGGUAAUUCGAGACAUUUGAUAGGAGCCCUCUGGAAAUUGAUGAGUACUAAUUAUUCUCAUUGAACUUUAACAAGAUUUUUACAUUAGUAGACAGAAAAAUGUUCGGUAUAUCCUUCUACGAAGUGUCGUUUUCGUCCCGAGUAAAAAUGCUUCAUGUACGCCCAAAAUACUGUGAAAAUUAGAUAGGGUGUCCCGUCGAAUUACUCCAAUCUACUCUAUCUCUGUUUAUUCUAUGUAUUAAAAUUUAUAAAAUUUUUUUGAUGUUAAACGAAAGGAAAUUAUUUAAUGAAACAAAUAAGUUGAGAUUCUUUUUUUUUAUCAUAAAUAAUAAUAUUGAAAAGUUGCAAAAAACAUUUCAGAAAUAGUAUUCAUCAAUCACUUCUAAAUCUAAGAGAACGAUACAUAUUUUGCCGAUUUUUUGUUGAAAAUUUUAUUUUGAACUCUACUGAUGUAUCUUUGUUUCUCUACCAUUCAUUGAUGAUAUAAACCCAUACAAAAGAUUAAAAAAAGAUGUUAUGAAUCUAUAAAAUAUCUACAAUUACAAAUUAGAUAUUUUAUUAAUUAAGAAAAUUUUCUUAUUUAUUUUUUAAAAACAAUAUAUUUUCUAUUUGUAUUUCUUUUAGAUUAAAACAACAUUGUUUUUACUAAAUUAUAAAUUUACUCAUUGUCAAUUGAAAUCAAAUUUAUAUAUGAAUUAUGGUAAGUAUCAAUAAUAAAUAGCUGACUAAUUUCAUUGUUGCCAAUCAUUUUUAACCUUAUCGUUUUUUGUUUUGUUUUGUUUUGUUUUGCUAUAAUUUAUUUAAAUAGAUCUCUUUUUUAUCUUUUCUGAUAAAAGGAUUAUUAUAACACAUCAUUUUUAUUUUUAUGGUUUUCAUUUGUUUAGAAGAAAAUGUUCAUAUUUAAUUAUGUCAUCGAAACAACGUUUAUCCCCAACAAAAACAAUUAAUUCAACAAAUUCAAAUUCAAAUAAAAAAGAGAAUAAUAAUAUUUUAGACAAUGUUAAACAUUGGUCGCAGACAUGUCAUGAUACCAUAUUAUGUAGUAAUAAUAUUAAUGAUGAGUCCUCUACAAAAAGUUUAUUAUUAACGUUAAAUGGUGGCUCAGAUAAUGGACAAUUUGUUUAUUUUGGUGAAACAAUUUUACAAAAUAAUAAAUCAAAUGUGAAAAUAAUUGAAGGUGGUAAAAUAAAUCAAGAUGAAAUAAUAAUUAAAAUUGAUCAACAUAAAGUAGCCGGAUGUACACUAAAAGAUGUUCAAACAUUAAUUCAAACAAAAUCAGCAAAUGGACAAAAAAUUAAAUUAAAAACAUGUAAAACAGCUAUUAAAAGUAAAAAAUGA
Messenger RNA from Didymodactylos carnosus, 1650 nucleotides. The record is from the annotation of a GenBank genome assembly. NCBI's taxonomy places the organism in Eukaryota, Metazoa, Rotifera, Eurotatoria, Philodinida, Philodinidae.